Molecule: messenger RNA, 1415 nt
Organism: Chinchilla lanigera (long-tailed chinchilla)
Lineage: Eukaryota; Metazoa; Chordata; Mammalia; Rodentia; Chinchillidae
Gene: Nit1
Product: nitrilase 1
Exons: 7
Coding region: 76-1134 (352 amino acids)
Molecular function (GO): hydrolase activity, acting on carbon-nitrogen (but not peptide) bonds, in linear amides
Source: RefSeq, a predicted model, not a curated record
AUCCGGUCCGGGAGUUACCGCCCCCUCGCCUCCGUGCCGCUGGCUCUAGGCAGCUGUUCGGAUCCGGUCCUGUGAAUGGUUUUGGCCGCGUUUUCAUGUAGGACCUACUCCCUACCCCACCUGCUGCGGCUGGGCUUCAUCACCAACCAGCUGCAGUCCCUUCUGUGUCCUGGACUCCGGAUACGUAGACUCUCAGUACUUUGUGCUCAGCCCAGGAAAUCUGAGAAUCCUGCCUAUGCCAUCCACAGGCCCAGAGCCAUGGCUAGCUCCUCAUCCUCUUGGGAACUGCCCCUAGUAGCUGUGUGCCAGGUAACAUCAACACCAGACAAGCAACAGAACUUUAAAACAUGUGCUGAGCUGGUUCGGGAGGCUGCCCGACUGGGUGCUUGCCUUGCUUUCCUGCCUGAGGCAUUUGACUUCAUUGCACGGGACCCUGCUGAGACACUCCGCCUGUCCGAGCCACUGGGUGGGAACCUUCUGCAAGAGUAUACCCAGCUUGCCAGGGAAUGUGGACUCUGGCUGUCCUUGGGUGGUUUCCAUGAGCGUGGCCAAGACUGGGAGCAGACUCAGAAAAUCUACAACUGUCAUGUGCUUCUGAACAGCAAGGGAUCAGUAGUGGCCACUUACAGGAAGACGCAUCUGUGUGAUGUAGAGCUUCCGGGGCAGGGACCUAUGCGUGAAAGCAACUCUACCAUACCUGGGCCCAGUCUUGAGUCACCUGUCAGCACCCCAGCAGGCAAGAUUGGUCUAGCUAUCUGCUAUGACAUGCGGUUCCCUGAACUCUCUCUGGCAUUGGCUCAAGCUGGAGCAGAAAUACUUACCUAUCCUUCAGCUUUUGGAUCUAUUACAGGCCCAGCCCACUGGGAGGUGUUGCUGAGGGCCCGUGCCAUUGAAACCCAGUGCUAUGUAGUGGCAGCAGCACAGUGUGGACGCCACCAUGAAAAGAGAGCAAGUUAUGGCCACAGCAUGGUGGUGGACCCUUGGGGAACAGUUGUGGCUCGCUGCUCUGAGGGACCAGGCCUCUGCCUCGCUCGAAUCAACCUCAACUACCUGCAACAGGUUCGCCAACAUAUGCCUGUGUUUCAGCACCGCAGGCCUGACCUCUAUGGCAACCUGGGUCACCCACUGUCGUAAGGUUUUUGACUGUGCAAAUUGAGACCCCCACUGUGAGGUGGUGCUGCUGUGAUUGUAGGCAGGACCCAAGCACAGCUCCCCUCACUUGGGAAACCUUGAGUGUCUUCAUGGAACACAGGUUCAACUUCUUGGGGAAAGGAAAAGGCUUUCACCUGAGCUCAGAUUUCAGCUUCAGAAAAGUGGAAUUUUAUAUAGUCAUUGUUUAUUUCAUGAAAACUGAAGUUACGCUGAGGGCUGACCAGCACUAGCAUUGAAAAAAAAUAUAAUAAUCAUAAAGUCUG